UCCGGGCGGCGGGCGCGCUCUCCGGGGGCUUCCCCUUCCGUCCCGUGCGUCCCGGUUCUGAGUCCCAGGGGCCAGGAUGACCAUCCGACACCAAGGCCAGCAGUACAGGCCGAGGAUGGCGUUUCUGCGGAAGCUUCCACGCCGCCUCUUGGUCCAUGUUGGACUACGCGGGCCCGACUGUCCUGAGGGUGUGUCUACAUGCCACGCUUGCUCCGAGAAGCUUCCAGUGACUCCAGUGACCCACGGGGGGAACCUGCACAGGAAUGCACCUGACAUUGCACUCAUUUCUUUCCCUGGAUCGGGCACCCAGCCCCUACGGCCACUUCCGCGCAUCAGACUGCCCAACAGACACUAUAAAGAUAGGUUUGACUACUGUCCCCAUCUUACAGGUAAGGAGGCUGAGGAGAGUGAGGACCAACACUGGGAGAACUGUCAGUGUGACACAACAGUCUCCCUACAACGGUAGCCCUCUCUGGUUGAUGGGAGCUCCCCCUGGCUGAGAUCUCCGUGGAGAGUGCCAGCCACCUACUGUGAGAAGCACUGUGAGCAGUGGGGGGUGAGUGGGAUACUGACGAUGCCAUCCCUUCUGAUACUUUUGGUGACUGUCUGGAUUCCUUGAAACAUUUGCAGUCACACCUCAGUGAGCCAGAAUUUGAGAGCUGUAGUGCCAGGCCUGCCCGAGGGGUCAGACAGGCCAGUGGUGACCUCUGUUACAGCUGGGAAGUGCAGUCUGGUCAUCUCUGUGUGUCUACGUGUCUGUGUGUUGCAGAAGGGAUCUUCAGGAGGGAUGCACACAGAGCACAAAGAUGAUGGGGGGCCGGAGAAAGGCCACAGCAACAGCCUCUGUGGAGCGCUUUAAAGUCUAGGUAGGUCUUCUGUUGGUGGUGGAUAGUUUCUGCUUAAGAAAAGGAGAUCAAGAUCGCUCUGAGAUCCCAGGUGUCAAUCAUAAUUUUUUUUUCACUUCGGAUUGAUAACUUAUAUUUUUUAUUUAUUUCCAGGUCUUAGUUGUGGCAUGCAGAAUUCUCUAGCUGUGCAUAGGAACUCUUCAGUGGAGGCAUGUGGGAUCUAGCUCUCUGACCAGGAAUGGAACCCAGGCCCCUGCACUGGGAAUGCAGUCUUAGCCACUGGAUCACUUGGGAAGUCACUGACUAGAACUUUUUAAAAAGGAACCAUUUAAGUGGUUCCUUUAGAGUUUGGUUGGCAUUGGUGCAUCCUCUGGAGCCCGGCUACCUCUGUGGGAACUGUGUAGGUUUCUGGCCCUACAGGAUGGAGGAGCAGACACUGGGACAAGGACACUCUAAUGUCUUGUUACUUGUCCUUUGACAGGUCUUCCUUGAAACUACAAGUUUAGUAACAUACUAUUAACAGUAAAUCACGUCAAAGCUCCCCUUGAUAGAGGUUUGGGCCAAAACUGCCUCAUUAAGAGAUUCUGUUGUUACUUCAGUAACUACGUCAUUGUGAAUAAAGCUGAAGACGUUCCUUGUA
Molecule: messenger RNA, 1485 nt
Organism: Odocoileus virginianus texanus
Lineage: Eukaryota; Metazoa; Chordata; Mammalia; Artiodactyla; Cervidae
Source: RefSeq, a predicted model, not a curated record